Molecule: messenger RNA, 2150 nt
Organism: Hibiscus syriacus
Lineage: Eukaryota; Viridiplantae; Streptophyta; Magnoliopsida; Malvales; Malvaceae
Product: U-box domain-containing protein 16-like
Exons: 1
Coding region: 65-2122 (685 amino acids)
Biological process (GO): cell surface receptor signaling pathway; protein ubiquitination
Cellular component (GO): nucleus; cytoplasm
Molecular function (GO): ubiquitin-protein transferase activity; protein binding
Source: RefSeq, a predicted model, not a curated record
UUCCUUUGUUGCAGAAAUCAUUCGAGAAUUUGCUUUCCUUUUUGGGUAUUGUUAUUGUCCUUCCAUGGCAGUUUCUCCUCAAGUUUUCCCGCCGAGAAAGCGGCGGCCGUCGGCGGGCUCCUUCAUAUCUCCGAAACUCGCGGAUAUGAACCUGGUACAAUCUCUGCUUUCUUUGUCUCAAGAAAUCUCUUCUCUUAAACCUCUUCAGUGUCUCCUAAAACGAAACUCCCUUUCAGUUAUUAACAAAACCAAGCUUCUCUCCAUCUUAUUCGAGGAGCUGGUUCGAAACCCGGUUUCGAAUUUCUUCUCCCCUUCGACCCUCUUGUGCUUCGAAGAAAUGUAUAUAGUUUUGCAGAGGGUUAAAACCCUGAUCGAGGAUUGUUCAAAUGGAAGCAAGAUGUGGCUGCUGAUGCAAAUCCGAGUUUUGUCAAAUAGUUUCCAUGAACUCACCCUCGAAUUAUCCACUCUCCUCGAUAUUUUCCCUUUCAAAGAAGUUGAGCUGAGUCAAGACGUUGAAGAACUCGUGGGUUUGGUGAGAAAACAGUGUUCCCAAUCGAAGCCGUUAGUAGAUCCCAGAGACGAAUUUCUCCUGCUGGAAGUUUUGGCCAUGUUGGAUCGGAUCGAAAAAGAGAUCGUCCCCGAUCCUUUCCAGCUAAAAAAAGUCGUCGAGGAUUUAGGAUUGCGUGAUAAUUCCAGCUGCAGAGAAGAAAUCGAGAGUCUACAAGAAGAAAUCCAGAACCAAAACGACGAGAAAUCCAAAUCGGAUAUCGUUUCUUUGAUCGGCCUCGUUCGUUACGCCAAUUGCGUUCUGUUUGGAUCUUCGACGGCACGUCAAUCGGAUCAUCGCCGGCGAAAAUCAAUGUCGGAUUUAACUAUCCCGGCGGAUUUCCGGUGUCCGAUUAGCCUCGAGUUGAUGCGGGACCCGGUGGUCGUGGCGACGGGACAGACGUACGAUCGGGAAUCGAUUAAUCAGUGGAUUGAUUCUGGACAUUCCACGUGUCCUAAAACAGGUCAGAACCUGGCCCACAGUAACCUCAUCUCUAACCGCUCUUUGAGAAAUCUUAUAGCUAUGUGGUGCCGCGAACAAGGAAUUCCGUUUGAAGCCGUAGGAAGUAACGAGAAAGUUAACGGCGUUAAAGCUACUAAAGCCGCCUUUGAAGCUACGAAAAUGACGGUUUCCUUUUUAGUCAACAAGCUCUCGGGAUCUCAGUCAAUGGAGGCGGCCAACGGCGUUAUUUACGAGCUUCGCGCUUUGUCUAAAACCGACUCCGAUAGCCGGGCCUGCAUCGCCGAAGCCGGAGCGAUUCCGACCCUCGUCAGAUAUUUAGGUUCGGACGUUGGCUCUCACCACCCAAACCUCCAAGUCAACGCCGUCACUACAAUCCUUAAUAUUUCCAUCUUAGAAGCAAACAAGACGAGGAUCAUGGAGACUGACGGAGCUUUAAACGGCGUCAUCGAGGUGCUACGUUCGGGUGCUACCUGGGAGGCCAAAGGCAACGCUGCGGCGACAAUAUUCAGCCUAUCUGGCGUUCACGCGUACAAGAAAAGUUUAGGCAGGAAGACACGUGUCAUCAAGGGAUUGGUCAAUUUAGCUAAAGAUGGACCUACGAACUCCCAAAGGGAUGCACUCGUGGCAAUUUUGAAUUUAGCGGGAGACAGGGAGACCGUUGGGAGGUUAGUCGAAGGAGGGGUGAUCGAAAUGGUGAGCGGAGUCAUCGACGAGCUACCGGAGGAGGUGGUGACGAUACUCGAAGCAGUGGUGAGGAGAGGCGGAUUGGCGGCAAUUGCGGCGGCCGUCUAUGCCAUUAAAAAACUAGCUGUUAUACUCAGGGAAGGGUCAGAUAAUUCAAGGGAAAGCGCGGCUGCUGUUUUGGUUAUGAUUUGUCGAAAAGGGGGAUCAGAGGUUGUGGCGGAGUUGGCGACGAUUCCGGGGAUCGAAAGGAUUUUAUGGGAAGUGAUGGGGAACGGAACCAUGAGAGGGAGACGGAAGGCGGCAUCGCUGCUACGGAUUCUUCGGAGAUGGGCCGCCGGUUUGGACUUGGAUACAAAUAAUGUUGUGGAUAGUUCGAGCAUGAUGACCGUGACUGUUAAUAAUACUUCCAUACCAGUAUUGCCAGCAUAAUUGGAUAUAACUUCUUUUUUUCUUUCAA